Synchiropus splendidus (mandarinfish) is the source of this 3849-nucleotide messenger RNA. Its product is annotated as gamma-aminobutyric acid receptor subunit beta-2-like. The transcript is spliced from 10 exons. Gene Ontology annotation, biological process: signal transduction; chemical synaptic transmission; regulation of membrane potential. Gene Ontology annotation, cellular component: synapse; GABA-A receptor complex; neuron projection. The record is from RefSeq and is a predicted model, not a curated record. Gene Ontology annotation, molecular function: GABA-A receptor activity; neurotransmitter receptor activity; extracellular ligand-gated monoatomic ion channel activity. NCBI's taxonomy places the organism in Eukaryota, Metazoa, Chordata, Actinopteri, Syngnathiformes, Callionymidae. Bases 125 to 1696 code for a protein of 523 amino acids.
UUGUGGUCCGGUGUGCGCAUGCGCCCGGCAUUGGAAAUACCGCACUGGCAAGACUAAGUUGUGGCUCGUCCGUCUUUGACUUGAAGAAAAAGGGGGGGAAAAAAGGCGGAAAACACUGGCGAACAUGGCCGUUUGCAGGACGAGAAGAACGAGGUGUUUCGGCGUGUGGAUGUUCCCGCUGGUGGUGGCCACGGUGUGCGCGCAAAGUGCCGGUGUCAGUGACCCCAGUAACAUGUCUCUGGUGAAGGAAACGGUGGACCGGCUGCUGAAAGGUUACGAUAUACGACUGAGACCUGAUUUCGGAGGUCUGCCGGUUCGAGUGGGCAUGAACAUAGACAUCGCCAGCAUAGACAUGGUGUCGGAAGUCAACAUGGACUACACCUUGACCAUGUACUUCCAGCAGGCCUGGCGGGACAAGCGGCUGUCCUAUUCCGAGAUCCCCCUCAACCUGACCCUAGAUAACCGCGUGGCAGACCAGCUGUGGGUGCCUGACACCUACUUCCUCAACGACAAGAAAUCAUUCGUCCAUGGUGUCACGGUGAAAAACCGAAUGAUCCGACUGCAUCCGGACGGCACGGUACUGUACGGUCUGAGAAUCACUACGACCGCAGCUUGCAUGAUGGACCUCAGGCGAUAUCCACUGGACGAGCAGAACUGCACACUGGAAAUCGAGAGUUAUGGCUACACCACAGACGACAUUGAGUUCUACUGGCGUGGCGGAGACAAGGCCGUGACCGGGGUGGACAUGAUCGAGCUGCCGCAGUUCUCCAUCGUGGAUCACAAGCUCAUCUCCAAGAAUGUUGUCUUUUCCACAGGUUCCUACCCUCGCCUGUCGCUGAGCUUCAAGCUGAAGAGGAACAUCGGUUACUUCAUCCUGCAGACCUACAUGCCCUCCAUCCUCAUCACCAUUCUGUCCUGGGUCUCCUUCUGGAUCAACUACGACGCCUCUGCGGCCAGAGUGGCUCUAGGUAUCACCACUGUGCUCACGAUGACUACGAUCAACACCCAUCUGAGGGAAACGCUCCCUAAAAUCCCCUACGUCAAAGCCAUCGACAUGUACCUGAUGGGCUGCUUCGUCUUCGUGUUCUUGGCCCUGCUGGAGUACGCGCUGGUGAACUAUAUCUUUUUCGGACGUGGACCGCAACGGCAGAAAAAGGCAGCAGAGAAGUCGGCGACGGCCAACAAUGAGAGGAUGAGGAUGGACCCCAACAAGUGGUUAGUGGGCAACGUAGUGGGCAGAGACGACACGCUGUACGCAAGAAUGAAACAAAGAGAUCUUGACGGACACGACUCCAUGUGGGAGCCGAUCUUUGUGGAUGAUGCCGCAAUCGGCCUCGGCGACCAGAAAAAUAAGCAGAUGGAGCCCCACGAAAACAUUUUGCUGAGCACCCUGGACAUCAAGAACGACAUGGGUGUGUCGGAGCUAGCGCUGGGUCUGAACGACCCGCGGAACACCAUGCUGACGUACGACAGCUCCACCCUCCAGUACCGCAAAGCCGGACUGGCCAGGCACAACUUCAGCAGGAACCCGCACAUGACUCAGAAGAAGAGUCGGCUACGGCGACGAGCCUCGCAACUCAAGAUCAACAUUCCAGACUUGACUGAUGUGAACUCCAUCGACAAGUGGUCGAGAGUGAUCUUUCCCACUGUCUUCUCCUUUUUCAACAUUGUUUACUGGCUUUACUACGUCAACUAAGGCCAACGAGAGAAAGAAAAAAAAACAAACACUUUUACCGGAUAUAAACUCAACUUCAUUUCUUGUCUCGAUCUGCGUUGGUUUUAAUUUCUGUGAUUGUGAAACUGUGGAUAUGGAGUUUUUCACAACUGGAUCCAUUUUUUUUGGGGGGGGGGGGGAAUAUCACCUUUGCCAUUUUACCCUUGAAAAUCCACAAAGAGAGAUUACGAACAAAAAGGUGCCUGUUCCAGAAUUUUAUUUUUACUUGACAACUUUUCCAUGUUUUGUUUCUAAUUUUGUGAACUUGUACCAUUUUGUUGUGUUUACGUUGCAGUAUAUGAACAAUGCCAAAAUGGAGUUAAAUUGGCUUGAACUUCGGUUGGAAAAGCUAGUUUUAUAUGAACACAAUCCAGUGUGACCUCUGAUCUAAAAGGGCCUGCAUCACUUUCAACCAUUCCCGACCCAGUAUCUGAACACAUAGUAAAGUGGGAGCUUGACUCGAUUUGCGAGUUACUAGUGAUUUGACGGUCCAUUUUUUUUUUGGGUUGCUUUAAGAAGGGAGACAAAGUUUUUGGACAAUUAUCUCGCUGUUUUCUAAUUUAUGGGUAGAAGAAAAAGCAAGUUGAGUGUGUUGUCGACUUAGUGAGGCAGAAGGAGAGUGAGUCCUCACUGGAGAGCCACCAAAUCAAGAUCCAACCCCACCCCCAGCUUCAAUCCCUCCCAGCAGCUCCACUUCAAAUUUCUGUGUAGUUUCCAAUUUCCACCAGAAGCUGAGUGUAGCAUAGCGAUACCUGAUAUUCAGCCACACCGUUGCGGGCGGAGUCAUAUGUUGCAUAAUGUGAAGCACUGGUUGAACAACGCUGCUGUAUGGUUGUAGUAAACUUAAUAACCAACGGGGAGCAAAGCUUGUGGUUCUGGACCACUUCCAGAAGGACACUACAGAACCGGUGUUGGUGGGUGGGGUGAACCCGAUACGGACAAAAUCACCCUAUUUCAUGGGACUUUUUGAGAGUCACCCAUGAGCCAAUAGGCUCCUACUGUGCCUCCCAGUUGACAGAGUCGGUAGCAUUCAAUGAGAAUUAUGUUUUUUCCUGGAUAACACAGCAAGGGAAUAUCGUAAUGUGGUGGCAUCUGUUAUGCAUCCACUCAUCCGUAUCCUAACCCCAACCACAGACUCAUGACCAACUAGAGGAGGUCCUCAUAGAAUGGACAAUGACAGGCUUUCGCACCAACCAUUCAGCACAAGAGGAGCCGAGUGGUCCACAUGAAGGGGUGGUGUGUACUCGGAAAACCACCCAUUCAAUGGGAUGACUACAUAGGUAUGAAGUGCUUUGACCAUGACAGGAAGUAUCAUAUGGCGCAACAUUGACUUCCCACAGCUCCAAAUCUGACUUCGCUGAACGGCCUCCCUAGGAAUUUCCUAAAUAAAACCGUUCCAGAUGAAGAUUUUGGCGGGAAAUGAGAACAUGUCUUACAGUCCAACACGGAAAUGGAGUUGGAAAUGGAUCAAAUUGAGCCAGUAAGUCAGGAUAACAGUGUAAUUAUUAGGUUAUACAGAGUAGAUUUAGCAUCACGUACUUCCAAAGUUAAACAAAGCCUCAUGUCAUAAAGUCUAAAUAGAGUUUUGUUGCUGCAGCUGAGUACGUGUGGUGAAGAUCACAAGUCCAUUCCUUUGCAGCCUUUACCAUGGUUCCUCGCAGGUUUAUCGAAGUCCACCACAAGAAACUGCGACACACCUUCCGAGGUUUUCGAGCACAAGUGGAUAGAAACGUUCUUUAUUGGACUCAGACUGGUGUCAGCAAAUGGUGCAGCCACGAUGGCAAGAGUUGGUGGGCAGUUACAGACGUUCACUUCCGCUCUCUGGAUGAACGAUAUCUCAACUGUACAGAAGAGACUCUUAAAAGCACAUUUCAUUCGCUUUGCCUACGGAUUUGAGUUCACUUCAUGCCCUCACUGUGCUUUCGAUCAACUGUGUCAAUCAAAGACUGUCAUUCAAAAAAACAAAAUCUUGGUGCACAAAAGCGAACGACCAACAACAAGCACAAACUAGACAGGAUGUUUUAAUAGUAUAUUUCUAGUUGUUAAUACAUUUAUUGAGAACACACUGAUGCUACAGGUCGGUAUAUAUAUAUAUAUACAUGAAUACAUUUGAUUCAUGUAUUUACCUUCAUAUA